AUGCUAGACUUCCUAAAACGCGCUCUGCGCAAUCCAACUCCAAAAUUAUACGGCCUUGACCAUGCCGUCCUCAACAUCCAGCUGCCACCACAGACAAUGUGGAUGAACAUGGGGUAUUGGGAGCACACGAAUGACUUCCCAGAAGCAUGCGAAGCUCUCCUAGACCAAGUCUUGAAAAUCGCCCUCUCAAAAGAGACAAUGCCCAUCAAAAUCCUAGAUGUCGGCUGCGGUUGUGGCGAUCAAUCACUACAUCUACUCAAAACCCUGAGCCACCAAACAACCAAGCCUCAAGCACCAAAUUCAGAUCAGAAUAUUCGACACCGCUCCAUCAAACAAAAGCCUCAGUCUCUCCCAGCUUUAACCUCAUAUAUCGGCAUAACACUGGAGCCGGCGCAAGCCGACCUCGCAGAACGUCGAAUCAAACAAAGCGAAAACGCCUCAAUCCCAGCAAAAGUUUUCUGCGCAGAUGCAUCCCUCCCCACAAACUGGCCGGCAGAGCUUUCCUCUCUCACAGAAUCUGCCUCAACAGACUCACAGUCAGAAUCAACCUGGCUCUUAGCUCUAGAUACAAUGUACCAUUUCCGACCCUCACGAAUCCCCCUCCUCACCCACGCAGUGAAUCUAAAGGCAUCAUUUAUGGCCUUUGAUCUUCUCCUCGGCGAUAAUGUUCGCUGGUGGGAGAAACUGAUUCUGAGAAUUGUGUGCUUGGGGACGAAUGCGCCGUUUGGGAAUUUCGUUACUGAGAAUCAGUAUUUGGAUAUGCUUGUUGGGGUUGGGUAUGCGCGGGAGGAGAUUGAGGUGCGGGAUGUUAGUCGGUUUGUCUUUGGGGGUUUGGCGGGGUUUAUUGAGGAAAGAGUUAGGGUUGGGAGGGAUUAUGGGUUGAGUCUCGGGAAGUAUAAAGUUGCGAGGUGGGUUUUCGCGUGGUGGGCUACUCGAGGGGUUGUUAGGGGGGCUGUUGUUGUUGCUAGGAGGUAG
This is a messenger RNA of Penicillium soppii, 975 nucleotides long. RefSeq lists its product as uncharacterized. The transcript is spliced from 2 exons. NCBI's taxonomy places the organism in Eukaryota, Fungi, Ascomycota, Eurotiomycetes, Eurotiales, Aspergillaceae. The record is from RefSeq and is a predicted model, not a curated record. Bases 1 to 975 code for a protein of 324 amino acids.